AUGCCUCGUCGACCUACGAAUCCUUUCGCCAACACCUCUUCUUCUUUCUCAUCCGCAAACUCCUCUGAAAAGGGCGGAACCUCCACCAAAGCUCCAGCCAAGUCGAGCCGCCUGAGCCAGCUCUUCUCGACGUCUCCCAAGGCCAAGUCGGAACCCCAGACGGCCCAGGCCUCCCUGCUCGCUGCCAGUGGCCUCCAGCAGUCGACCACUGCGACCCCGCCGAUCAGUUCGGCGUCACUGUCUCUACCGACCAUCUCCCUGUCCACGGCGACGGCCGAUAGCACCAAUAUGGACGAGCCGCCAACGACACUCUUUCAGCCUCCGUCCGCGGAGGAGACGCGCCGGCUUGCGAAGCAGCAUGCUCAAUUCGGACCUCUGGGCCACCCCAGCCACCGCUACACCAGUCGACACCAUGGCGGGGCCUUUCCGGACCCGGUGAUGGAUGAGCCGCCGUAUUAUUAUCUCCUAACCACCUAUAUCAGUUACCUAAUCCUAAUCGCCUUUGGACAUGUGCGUGACUUUUUUGGAAAGCGUUUCCGGGAAGAAAACUAUCGGCAUUUGAAGCCUCGCAACGGCUAUGGCGCCUUGAAUAGCGACUUUGACAGCUUUUACAUCCGUCGUUUGAAGCUCCGUAUCAAUGACUGUUUCGAGCGCCCCGUCACCGGAGUUCCCGGAAGGUACAUCACCCUGAUUGACCGCGCCACCAAGGAUCACAACAAGCAUUUCUAUUUUACUGGUACCACGACGGAUACUCUCAACAUGAGCUCCUACAACUACCUGGGUUUUGCUCAGUCGGAAGGCCCGUGCGCGGACGCCGCUGAGGAGACGAUUAGAAAGUACGGUAUCAGCGCCGUCAGCACCCGCGCGGAGGCCGGAACCCAGGAUCUUCACUUGGAGGUCGAGGACCUCAUUGCCAAGUUUGUGGGCAAGGAGUCCGCGAUGGUGUUCUCUAUGGGUUUCGGAACCAAUGCUACCGUCUUCCCGGCUUUGGUCUCAAAGGGCUGCCUGAUCAUUUCGGACGAAUUGAAUCAUGCAUCGAUCCGUUUCGGUGCUCGUCUCUCGGGCGCAUCGAUUGGCAUGUUCAAGCACAACGACAUGAAGCAGUUGGAGGAGAAGCUCCGCGAGGCCAUCUCUCAGGGCCAGCCUCGGACUCACCGUCCAUGGAAGAAGAUCUUGGUCGUCGUGGAGGGACUAUACUCUAUGGAAGGAUCUAUGUGUAACCUGCCAGGCAUCAUUGCUCUGAAGAAGAAGUACAAGUUCAACCUCUUUAUCGAUGAAGCUCAUUCCAUUGGUGCCAUUGGACCCAGGGGCCGUGGAGUGUGCGAUUAUUUUGGCAUUGACACUAAGGAAGUCGAUAUUCUCAUGGGAACGCUCACCAAGUCCUUCGGAGCCAACGGUGGCUAUGUCGCUGGAGACAAGGCUAUGAUCGACAAGCUGCGGGCGACCAACGCUGGUGUCCUGUACGGUGAAUCGCCUACCCCUCCUAUCCUGACUCAGAUCUCCACUUCCCUUCGGAUCAUCAGUGGUGAGCUUGUUCCCGGCCAGGGUGAGGAACGAUUGCAACGCUUGGCUUUCAACUCUCGCUACCUGCGUCUUGGUCUCAAGCGUCUGGGCUUCAUCGUCUAUGGUCACGAUGACUCUCCUAUUAUUCCUGUGCUUCUCUUCAAUCCCGCCAAGAUGCCUGCCUUCUCCCACGAGAUGUUGAAGCGAAAGAUCUCCGUGGUGGUCGUCGGUUACCCAGCCACACCCUUGGUAUCCUCGAGAGCCCGCUUCUGUGUGUCUGCAGCCCAUACCAAGGAGGACCUCGAUCGCCUGCUCACUGCGUGCGAUGAGAUUGGAAACGUGUUGCAGCUGAAGUUCUCGACCGGUAUCGCGGGCGGUUCUCUGCCUACUGAAGAACUGACGCCUGCACCGGAGAUGGAGAAGGUGUGGAACCGCAAGCACCGACCAGCAAAGACGAUUGCCCCUCCGAGAUGGAAGGUCGAGGACGUCAUCAGAAGAGGAGUUCAGGACGCGAAGGUCUCUCUACAAUAG
Molecule: messenger RNA, 2034 nt
Organism: Paecilomyces variotii
Lineage: Eukaryota; Fungi; Ascomycota; Eurotiomycetes; Eurotiales; Thermoascaceae
Product: serine palmitoyltransferase 2
Exons: 1
Coding region: 1-2034 (677 amino acids)
Biological process (GO): sphingosine biosynthetic process; ceramide biosynthetic process
Cellular component (GO): serine palmitoyltransferase complex
Molecular function (GO): serine C-palmitoyltransferase activity; pyridoxal phosphate binding
Source: RefSeq, a predicted model, not a curated record